AUGGCUGCUGCUACGAGCCUCAACUCUACCGCCAUGUCGGUUCGAUCCAAGAAACAAGUAUCGACCUUGCCUGCAGACGGCUUGCAGGCGCAAAGAAUGUUCAAAAAGCACAAAAUACUGCCGCACCCUAGGCGACAUGCAAGCGACUCUGCGCAUUCCUAUGAAGUGCGAUCGACGCCUAGGAAAUAUGACCUCGACGUGGACGCGGUAGCGUCACAAAUGCGAGGACCGCAACAGCAAAGCCCCCAGACACUGAGACACCAGCCUAAGCGGAUAGGCAGUGGCCCGGAUUUGCCUCCAACACCGCCUUCCCACUCGCGAACCUCAUCGAGCACUCACUCCAUCCAGCAUCCAAGCCCAGCGCCCGCCGAACCUCAUGCGCCGGAAUCGCAGACACCAACAACCCCAGCGCGCGCCCCAGCCACUCCUCCAAACCAAAAAAGUCCACCAACGCCAGAUGUGACGCCUCCCCAACCUGCUACUCGCCCCAAGGUUGUUCGACCGAUACCUAUCGACCGCACAGUAUCGAAAGCUACUACCGUUGAGUCACGAACUGAGUCUUUCCGGACUGCCAGAGAGGAGCCCUUUUCCUCGGAAGAGGACUUGCAAUCGACUGUUCGGCCAAAUAUUCUCUCAGCAAGAACUUCUCAGAACACGGUUCGUCGCGUUUCCGAGCCUCAGGCGAGGACGCCGCCUCCAGUAGGUUUAGGCCUGGGGCUGGAGUCACCUACUGAGGACCUCCCGACCCCCAAGGCCAAGGCAGACUUUGGUACCUUUGACGGAGAAUGGGCCUCGAAUAACGAAGUUGAACAAGAGUGGGACGACAACCUGGGCAGAAAUGUCACGGUAAGAAAGAGGCGUACUAAGCCCGAAACCCCGCCUCGGACUGGAAGACGGAGGGUCGAAAUCAUCGAAGACCGUGUUGUCACACCGACAAACGCUGCCAAGGCGCGAAAUCGCUUGGCCCAACACCUCCACCCCAGGAAAGACAGCUGA
Molecule: messenger RNA, 996 nt
Organism: Colletotrichum fioriniae
Lineage: Eukaryota; Fungi; Ascomycota; Sordariomycetes; Glomerellales; Glomerellaceae
Source: RefSeq, a predicted model, not a curated record